AUGCCGUGCAUCUGUCCACCACCCCCAUCAGGAGGCCAGGCUUCCUACUCCAGAGAAAGUCAGGACUCUGCCCCACGGGACACAGAGGCCAGCCCCAGCAAUCUGCUAUGCAGGUCCAGAGGCAGCCAGAUUGCCCUGUUGCCCAAGGAGAACCAGAUGUUCAUGGAGGAGGCCUACACCAUCUGCUGCAAGAUGCUCCAGGCCACAGGCACCUCAGACCCUCUCCACCUCAAAGACCUCAUCAAGAAGAGCAAGAGGAUGGCUCGGAAGUCCCCCAACCUGGUGAUGGAAAGCAUCCGUGACUACUUCAAAGCCAACCCAGAGGCUGAGUUUGAAGGGAGGAAAGUGGACCCACUUUUGUCCAUCACCCUCCGGACAUUCUUACUCCAGCCGGCACAAAUUGAGACCUGGCAGAAGUGUUUCAUGCAGCUGGCCCUGGAGCACAUGACCAAAUCCACAGAGCUGGACGACAUAUACCAAGAUGCAGCCAGCAACGUGCUACUGGCCCUCUGUCGGCACUUGUGGCAGGCAGUGGCCCAGCACCUGAAGACAGAGCUCCUGACUGGUGUCUUCCCACACCACAGCCUGCUAUAUGUGAUGGGCACCCUGUUCUCUCAGGAAGAACUUCUCCAAAAGGAAGAGAGAGCAAGCUGGAAAGACGUGCUGACCCAGAUGGCCAGCAAGUCGGUGCCAUUCCUGAACACAGAUGUGUGGUCCAAGGAGUUGCUAUGGACACUUACCAAGUCUAGCCAGAUCCAGCAAGUGCAGACCCCAGAGAAGGCCUUCCGGUCCUACUACGGGCUGAUCCUUCAAGCAGAGGAGGACAGCACCACUGUCAGGACACACCUGAAGACCCUCCUGGAAACAUCUCACCAGUGGCCCAAGCAGCGGGAGGGUAUUGCUCUCACAGUGGGAUUGGCUGCAGUCCUCCACUUGGAGGACACCUGGUCCAUGCUGGAACAGUUUGGGCAGAGCACACCCAUCAAGUGGAGCCUGCAGGACUUCUCUCUGACGAGCCCCAAGCACCUGUGGUGGAAAUGGGCCAGAAGCACCAUCCUCCUCUCCUACAGCCAGAUGGCAGCCAAGGCCAAGAGCCACAUCCUGCCAUGGGUGGACAACAUCUUAUCCAGGAUGAUCUUCUUCUUCCGCUUCAGCACCUGCGAUGAAAUCCUGAAGCACAGUUUCCUCAACGCCAUCCUGAGGCUGGUAGGGGCCAUCGGCCAGAGCGAAGGUGCCCACAGCUAUGUGUUCUUUCAGACUUGCCAGGUCCUGGAGUGUCUGACGAUGGUGACAGAGAAGGAACUACAGGACACACUAUUCACCAGCAGCCGUCAGCGUCUCCACAUCGUCUCCAGCCUCUGUGCGCUGAGGCCACCCAUGGACAUAGACAAGAAAUCCCGGCUCCUCACCACCUGCUUCCACAGCAUCUUUGUGCUGCUGCUGUUGGACGCCCUGGAGAAGCACACAUGCCUCUUCCUAGAACCACCCAAUAUCCAGGCACUGUACAGCCAGACCAUGGAAGCACUGGACCACAUGCUACAGAUUCAGAAGCCCACAGCCGAUGAGCUGCACUUCCUGCUGUUGCAUCUGCACGUCUGGCUGGCAUCUGAGAAGACUCAUGAGUGUCAACGGGCUAUGCACAGGUGCACAGCACUCCUCAAAUUCCUGAACUAUGAACACUGCAUACAUACAAAGGAAAACUUUAGAAGGACCGGGCAGCUGGUGGCCAUGCUGGAGCUUCUAUGCCAGAACCCAGAUAGGACCACACAGCACUCAAGUCUGCAAGCAAUAGGCCACCUCUACCAGCUUCUGAUAUACCAGAAGGACCCCACCCCCACCCCCAUGGCCCUCACCCUUAUCAUGCUUUGGCCAGCAGAAGACACUCCAGCGGCAGAGGGAGAGACCUCCCAGGGGCUCUCCCAGUCUGAUGCUGGCAGAACUGCCCUCUGGAGCAGUGGAGAUCAGAGGGGUACUCUCCCAACUCCCAAGAAGAUGAUCUCCUCAAACGACAGCAUCUUCCAUCUGGGCAGCUCCCAAGCCAUCAAGGAGAUCACGAGUCAUCUCUUGAUGACAGAGCUGACUGAUCUCAUCUGGACAGUCAUCGAUGGUCUGGGAUCCACCAGCCCCAGCCAUGUACAAGCAGCUGCCGAUUUGCUUUUCCUUGUCAUCCAGGAGCAUGGAGACGACCUGGUUGGCAAAAUGGGCCAAAUCAUCUACCACCACCUCUGUGCCAUUCACAUGCCCCAAGCCAAGGAAAGCACUCUGCGUGCCAUAACCCUGCUGGCCCAGAACCACAUCCCAGAGCUGGUGGCUGCAUUCCUGGACUUUUCCACUCCCCUGGACAGCGAUUCCUUCUGCCUGUGGAGGGCCCUGGGAGCCGAGGAGCCUGCAAGCCACCUGGUGCUGGCCAUGCUGCUGGCUUGGCUAUAGAGGAGGCCCCUGUCCACUGGUGCCAGCAACAACGCUCCUGUCCCAAGGAGAAGCCCUGCUUCUUUCUCCAUCAGCCCAUGCCCUGUGUGCGCACCCUGGGACGGGCGCCUGCUUGCUAAGGCCAUGAACACAAUUCACGAGCUGCAGUUCGCACAAGAGUUCAAGAAGGCCGUGCGGGAUUCCUUUCCCCAGCUGUUUCUGUCCCUUCUGUCCCAAGUACACUAUGUCCUGGAGCUGAACCUACCCACCGAGUCUGAACAGGGGCAGAAGGCCCAGGAGGCAGCCAUGCCAAGCCCCCAGAGCUGUAGCACAUCGCUGGAGACACUGAAGAGUCUGCUGUCCACCAGCGGGCACUGGCAUGGCUUUGCCCACCUGGAGCUGCAGAGUGCCUGGGAGCACUUCGCCUCCAUCCACACCUACCCACAGGCCGUGGGCCUCCUUGCCAGGGCCAUGCUGCAAAACCAGUGCAAACAGAUCAAGGCAGUCCUCGGCUACCUGCUGCCCAGCCUACGGAACCAGCAGGAGCAGGAGAGGAAGACAGCCAUCCUGGUCCUUGUUGAGUUCCUCUACAGCCCUGCUCUGUUGGAGAUGCUUUCCAAACAGGCUGCCCUCACUGUGCUGGCUCAAGGCCUCCAGGACACCAGCCCUGAGAUCCGUGUGGCUAGCUUGCAGGGCCUGGGAGACAUUCUCUCCCACCCGGAGAAGGAAAGUCUGUUGUGAGGGAAGCUGCCAGCCCUCCUCAACGGCUUAUUCCAGAACAGCGAGCCGACGGUGGUGGGCAUUAUGGGCAUGGUAUCAGAUGUGCUGCACUGCCUGGGCUCACAGGGCACAGACGCUCAGAGCCUCAGCGUCGCCACCAAUGCCUGCUUCUUCUUUGAUUAUGAGCGGGACAAGAUUCAAGCAGCAGCCAUGGCAGACAAGGAGCUGAGCGGCCUGCAGACCCAGGUGUGCCAGAGCAUGUUGCUCCUGCACCUGAAGGACCAGUGUCCAGCUGUUGUCACGCAGGCCAAGUUCACUUUCUACCGCUGCGCGGUGCUGCUCCGUUGGCAGCCACGGCACACCCUGUCCUGCACACUGGCCCGGGAGACUGGCCUCAGUGCCCGCCACUUCCUCUGGUCCUGCCUGAUGACCCACAGCCAGGAAGAGUUCAGCAUCCACUUGUCACAAGCCAUCAACUACCUGCACAGCCACCACCACCACAUUAAGACCUGGGCAGCACUCUUCAUAGGGCACACUACCUGCUACCAACCCCAGGCUGUGUCACAGAUGGUGAAUGAAGAGGACAUCAAGCUGCUGUUCUGCACUUUUAAAGACCUCAAAAAAGACUCAGAGCCUGGCACCCAGGAAUUUGCCACCAGACAGCUCUCUUUCCUUCGAGAGGUGUCAGCCAGACCGAAGAAAUGA
Molecule: messenger RNA, 3834 nt
Organism: Nannospalax galili (Upper Galilee mountains blind mole rat)
Lineage: Eukaryota; Metazoa; Chordata; Mammalia; Rodentia; Spalacidae
Gene: Mroh5
Product: maestro heat like repeat family member 5
Cellular component (GO): cytoplasm
Source: RefSeq, a predicted model, not a curated record